This is a messenger RNA of Larimichthys crocea (large yellow croaker), 4683 nucleotides long. RefSeq names its product DAB adaptor protein 1a (gene dab1a). Lineage: Eukaryota; Metazoa; Chordata; Actinopteri; Sciaenidae. The record is from RefSeq and is a predicted model, not a curated record. The transcript is spliced from 19 exons. Gene Ontology annotation, cellular component: cytoplasm; intracellular membrane-bounded organelle. Gene Ontology annotation, biological process: neuron migration. The coding region runs from base 580 to 2448 and encodes 622 amino acids.
CAGACCGAAGCCUUGCCACGUUAGCCUCCCACCACCACUUCCCACAGCUCAGUCAGCCGGCGGCUGCAGUCAGGCUCCACAGUCUGUAAGUGUCUCUGUCUGUGGCUGAGGAUUUCCUGCCCUUUGCAAGGAUUCUCUCUCUCUUUUUUUCUGGCCAAAGCAGAGAAAGAGAAAGAGAGAGGAACAGAGAGUAAAGAGGGGAGGAAGACAGGAGGAGGAAGAGCAACAGCGGGCCGGCAGUGACCUUCGUGGUGUGGUGGCACGGCAGAGGAGGAGGAACGGGCGUGGGAUCCAUCAGCUACUAAGAGGUGCAUUUUCCAUCUUUGAUGAGCAGUGAUAUGGACACCAGAUGUGUUGACGUCCAGCUCUCUGUGGGUGUGUGUGGGAUGUUGUGUCAGGGCUAAAGCCCAUCCCUCUCCCAUGAGCCUGUGUGCCCACACACACACCUGGCGCCUCCACGCACGCACCCGGCGCCCACACACGCACAGCCGGCACUGACGCUGUGAACUGGACCCUCAGAGCCCAGCGGAUCCCAGCGGAGCCAAGCGGAGCGGAGUCUAGCCCAGUUGGAGCCUGAGGAUGUCAACAGAGACAGAGCUACAGCCAGCGGUCAGGCCCAGCAGCGUGAGACGGGACUCCAAGAGGAAAGGGCAGGAUCGCAGCGAGGCAGCUCUCAUCAGGCGUUUUAAGGGCGAUGGCGUCCGCUACAAGGCCAAGCUCAUCGGCCUGGACGAGGUCACUGCCGCCCGUGGAGACAAACUCUGCCAGGACUCGAUGAUGAAGCUCAAGGGUAUAGCUGCAGCAGCACGGUCUAAAGGAGAACACAAACAGAAAGUGUUCCUGACCAUUUCCUUUGGAGGGAUCAAGAUCUUUGAUGAGAAGUCAGGGGUCCUUCAACACCACCAUGCGGUCCACGAGAUCUCCUACAUUGCCAAGGACAUCACGGACCACAGAGCCUUCGGCUACGUCUGCGGGAAGGAAGGGAACCACCGCUUCGUGGCUAUCAAGACCGCACAGUCGGCCGAGCCCGUGAUCCUGGAUCUCCGAGACUUGUUCCAGCUCAUCUAUGAGAUAAAGCAGCGAGAGGAGAUGGAGAAAAAGGCCCAGAAAGACAAGCAGUGCGAGCAGGCGGUCUACCAGACAAUACUGGAGGAGGAUCUGGAGGACCCGGUCUACCAGUACAUUGUGUUUGAGGCGGGACACGAGCCCAUCCGUGACCAAUCAGAAGAGAGCAUUUAUCAGGUUCCCACCAGUCAGCAGAAGGAAGGGGUCUAUGACGUCCCAAAGCGACACCCAAACGGACAUCGAAACAACCACCGCAAUCAUCAACCUCAUCAAACCCGUACUCAACCCAUCCAACGAGAACAAACUCGAGAACAAACUCAGCAGAAGCAGCAGCAGCAGCAGCAGUUUGUGGCAGAUCUGAUAGACUUAGACCUGGAUUUGGUGACUCAGAAUAUCAACCAACUAGAGAUUUUUGGAGACAUGUCCACACCUCCUGACAUCACCUCUCCGUCGACCCCCGCCUCUCCAGCCAACACCCUCGACCCCUCGCAGGGCCUGCAGCCUCCCACGGAACUGUUUGCUCCCUUCAAUCCCGCGUCUGUGCCCUCAGGUUAUGUGACGAUGGGAGCAGUACCCCCCGGACACUGGUCCCAGCAGGCAUUUGCUGCCCAGACGCCGUUGGCCUUCGGGGUCCAGUCUCCCUUAGGUCCGGUAGCCCAGGUGCUGCCAGGUGGCCAGCCUCUCAUCUGGGGCCAGGCCAACAUCUUCCCUGCCACCCAGCAGCAGUGGGCAGCCAUGGCAGCCGGAGCCUUCCCCCCCACAGCCUACCUCCCUGCCCAACCUGUGGGCACUCUGCCCGCCGCCAUGUUCCAGACUCUCACCCCCGUCACGACUGUGACUCCAGCCGGCGAGAGCCAUUCAGGUGCUGGAGCCAGCGCUUCGGCUCCCUCCCCUUCAGCGUCGUCGAGUCCGCAGCACGGGGAGAGGGCGAGGAAGAUGGGCAAGGAGAUGUUCAAGGAUUUUCAGCUGGCGAAGCCUCCAGCCAUGCCGGUGAAAAAGGGUGAGCAGCCCAGCUUAGCAGGAACCUCAGAGGCAUUCAGCACUUACUUCAGCCGUGUGGGCACUGCCCAGGACACGGACGACUGUGACGACUUUGACAUUUCUCAAAUGAAUCUGACACCUGUCACCUCCACGACACCAUCCACCAACUCACCACCCACCCCGGCUCCCAGGCAGAGCUCUCCCUCUAAGUCCUCAGCCUCCCAUGUCAGUGACCCUCCCACCGACGCCACAGACCCCCCCACAGACGACUCGUUCGGGGAAGCAGAGGGCAGCCCCAGUCGCAGUGGAGAGGAAGACGCUGCGUGUGGUUCUGGGUCGCCCUGCCCCAGUGAGACAGCAGAGCCCAGCCCAGAACAGGCCAGUCCAGAGGCUGGGAGCUAGAUAGCAGUAGGGCAGGAAGAGGAAGGACCCUCUCUACGCCCAGAUCAACAAAGGGAAGAAAUAAAGAGACACACAGGAAGACAGACCUGACCAGCACUGAGAGAACAGGAGGAGAACCUUCACCGUGUGUGUGUGUGUGUGUGUGUGUGUGUGUGUGUGUGUGUGAGUGUAUGUUUGGCACAUCUCCCCGCCUGGCCAAGCCCUUCUUCUUCUUCUUCUUUUUCUUCUUCUUCCUCUCCUCCUCCUCCUCCGGCUAACAACCUCCCAGGAGGAGCCUCCACGCUCCCUCUGUCCUCCUCCUGUGCUCCUCCUCCUCCUCCUCCUCUCUGCAGUUUGCUCUCCUCCUGAGAGGAGAGAGCCCUCUCGGUCAUUCACUCCAGGCAGGAGGGAUAUCAAUCACCGAGACGGAUCCAGUUCUCCCUCCACUGCGCUGUCUUCUCCUCUUCUCCCUGUGGCGACUCACACCCAGCCUUACAGACAUAUCCUGCUCCUCCCUUCUCUCUCUCUCUCUGUCUACCUUCCUUCUCUCCCUCCCUCCUCCUCUCUGUCCUCGCUCUCACACUCCUCCCUCCGCCUCCUGUGUCUGGCCCAGAGACUGUGCUGCCAAGGAGGGACUGAAUCAAGCAGUGCCUCCCUGUCUCCAACACACACACACACCAACACACACACAUGCACACACACACAACCACGCGCACGCUCAUCGGGAUUAGAACGAUCAUCUUUUUCCUUUUAACUGACUGAAUCUUCAUCUGUAGCGAGGAGAUCCCACAGGAGGAGCUAGACUCUUAGCUGGGGCCUAUCAGGGAUGGCCCGUUAUUGGGAUCGCUGCUUCUGAUUGGCUGGUUGGUUUGUUCGGGCGUUAUCUUCAACGUUCUUUGUGAGUGUCUGCUGGAUCACUAUGCAGAAACAGACUCUCUGGGAGCUACUCACACGCCGACUACACACAUACUGUACACACAGCUUACACACACACACACACACACACACACAGUCAUCGCUCACCCUCUCUAACACGCAUACACACAGUAAUUUGCCAAAUGUCUCUCCUCGCAGACAGACUCGCACAGAGGCCAGAGGACCAGACAUACUGAGGAACGGACCCUGAGAGGGGAGAAGUGUUGCAAGUCAAACAGAUUCUGUGAUCGAACUGUUCAUUCUCUAUAGCUUUUUGUACAAUACCAAUUAAAAAAACAGAAAGAAAAAAAAAAAAAAAGAAAAAGAACAAAUUGAAAAAUGGAAUUUUUAUUUUAUAAGUCAAUCAAGCCGCUGGGGUCAGCUCUAUAGGAGUUAUAGAGUCAACAUGGCUUUAAGGCAUCUGAUCGUUGGUUUGCCAAACUCAUUUUGUAAAUAAUGAUAACAACAACCAUUCUGUCCACCGGACUCCUGUGCCAUAAAAUAGGAAGGCUUCAGUUAUGCAAACUCUUGACGUUUAACCCAAGCAAUACCAACAUAUGUUUUCUUUUUCCUGUGCUCCCGCCAUGUUUCGUCGCCCUCUGAUAUUGUUUCGUUCUCGUGCAUGGAUGUCGUAGGUCUUUGUCUUAACCUCACUUACUAAUCCCGAGUCCAGCUGCACACCUCGCCGCCCCAUUUGUCUUUUUCAAAUCCCACCACCUCCACCUCCACCGCCGCCGCCUCACAUUAUUCUGCAGUUUGUGUUAUCCAAAGCCUUUGUACGCACCGCAGCCCUGUGUUUCUGUACCACAAUCCUAAACUCCAACAGUCUUACUCACUGCAUCCCAGACUGCCCCUCUCCUCCAUCCUGCCUCCCCUCACCUCCAUAACAGUCUUUAAGAUACGGCGAUGCUCUGCCCAUCUGUCUGUCUGUUGGUCAGGUGCCAAACUUGCUGCUGUCCGAGCGUCUGUGUGUGGACUGCAGCAAUCCUCUGCUACAACUCCAUCAACUGUGAUGCCAAUGACUCCCUAUUUUAUGGCCAGAGUCCCCAUGUCACUGGAGAACUCUUUUGGACUAUGAUGUUGAUUAACUUAAAAAUUUGACAACUAGAAGACGAGCAAAGAAGUCGAAUAAAAAGGGAAACGUUGCUGUUUGAGUACAUAACAUUUCUAGACCUAUUUUAACUUUACCUCAGCUAACAGUUUCUUAAUGUAAAUUGACACAUUAUUUUUAUCUUUAUGAAUAUGACAUUCUACAGUGGGUUUUUAGAUGAUUUUUUGGUUCUCUCUUGAUUUACGUAUUCCACCAUGUAUUACUGUUACGAAUAAACACAUCCCAAAUGA